Catharus ustulatus (Swainson's thrush) is the source of this 4719-nucleotide messenger RNA. RefSeq names its product EPM2A glucan phosphatase, laforin (gene EPM2A). Gene Ontology annotation, cellular component: nucleus; cytoplasm. The record is from RefSeq and is a predicted model, not a curated record. Gene Ontology annotation, molecular function: carbohydrate phosphatase activity; protein tyrosine phosphatase activity; starch binding. The coding region runs from base 2612 to 3196 and encodes 194 amino acids. Gene Ontology annotation, biological process: protein dephosphorylation. The transcript has 4 exons. NCBI's taxonomy places the organism in Eukaryota, Metazoa, Chordata, Aves, Passeriformes, Turdidae.
UUAUUUUAGGCAUCCGUUGUCAUGAUGUUUUGUUUUGUUUUUUUCUUGCCCCAGAAGUAAAGAAUUUAGGAUCUCCUAGUAUACACUAUGUUUUAGGUUGUUAUUUCAUUUCGCUAAGGUGAGAUGUCAAGAUGGCCUUUUCAAGUAAAUAUUACUAUUUCGAUUUCUUAACGAAAAACACAGGGAGAAGUUCGGUUGCAGCAUUUCCAGGCUUGCUGUUUCAGUAGUACUUCCACCGUGUUUUCCUCCUGCUAUGCGUUUUCAAGUGUUGGAUAACUCUAGUCGGUUUCUGUGUGCUGUUCUAGUAUAUUUAAGUAUUUUAAAAGCAAGAGAGUACUCAGACAAUUGACUGCUGAGUCAAAUGAAGCUCUGGAUAUACCUCCUGUUACUGAGGAAGGGAUCUGACCUAGUGAAAGGAAGACAGAUCACUUGGUAAUUUGUGAGGGUAUUUUUUUGACUCAUAGCAUAAUAAUCCAUGUACCAAAAUAACACAUUGUAGAGCAGUUGCUCUUCACCCAUUUUAAGAUUAUGUACCACACUUCUGAACUGCCUUUCUGUCAUGUAGACUAAAACAUGCAUGUUGUCAUAACUGUUGCGUUUGUUUGUCCUUUAUGCUAAUAAAAGGCUUUGUGUUAAUGCUCCAUUCACAGAAGUUUACAUCAUGAAGGACUAUGUACAUCAUGCAGUAAUAAUUAUUUUGUUUAGCAGCUAAAACAAAUGGUAUGUUCUGCCUGUUUUAACCAUGUUUUUCUUUUCCAGAAUUGCAGGAAAAGUGAAUUUAUGGAAUAAAAAUCUUUACAUCUGUCCAAGGAAGCAGAAUUGGGUCUCUUUGAAGGUGCCAAGUUGUACAUAAUAUGGCAAUGAUACCGGUAUAUAAAGUGGUCCUCACCAUGCACAUUAUAGAAAUAAUAGUAGAAUUAGAAAUAAUUAGAAUUUUAUAGAAAUAAUAAUAAGAGAAUAGCUACAGAGAAUCAGCAGUUGUAAUGUUGAUGGUUAUUCUCUGGUUUGGAAGUAGUGGUAGCUCAAAUUAUUGUCUGUUUCAGGGAGCACUUUUAGGAAAUACAGCCAGAGUAAUAAACAUAUUGUGUUUUGGCAGAUUUGCGGUUUCAGGAUUAACCUGGGUGGAAUUUUGUUCUUGUAAUUGUGAAUGCUCCAGAGGCUGAGCUCAGUGCUUAGCAGGAAUGAUAGAAAACAUAUCAUCUAAAUGUAGAAGAGUUUUUUAAUUAGUCACUCAUGUCAGCCAUGUUUUUCCUCAAUUGAUAUUUACAGGAAAGCACAAAUUUGCUUAAACCUUGAAAUUUAUUGUUCUUCAUGUAUUACAUGAAGGGAGCCUAAGGAUGUUUUCUUAUCCAAUAACUGAACAAACUUGCAGUUCUUUUAAAUCUAAUUUAUUUUAAUGUUUUUUGGUUUUUGUUUUUUUAACUGUUGAUCAAUGAAAGUUUUGGCUGUCAUCUGUUUAUUCUUAUGAAAAUCACAGCAUGAAAAGACAACUCCUUUCUUAAAGAAAAGAUUUUUUUGUGCUAAACAAAUGCUGUACAUUGUCUCUUUAGUAUCCUGCAUGUUUAGAAUUAAAAUGUGCUUUUGCACUUAGCACUUGCAGAACAUUUGCAGUUUUGAAAAUGUGUUUAUGAGGAAAGUGCAGAAUGAUACUUGCUCUAAGUUUAUGAGUUGAGACAUUCAUUUGUAACCAGAGAAACUCUAGUCCAGUUAUGGAUGUCAGAUGUUUACAUAUACUGGAUAUUGAAAUCAUGUGCUGCAUUUAAGAAAAUUACUUCAGUUUUUUAAUUAAGCAGUGCAUAUGGUUUUUACAAUAGUAUAGCAUCUACUGUAUCAUAUAUUUUGAGUACAAAUUGUUGCCAUUCCAAUGCAGUGAAUUGGACUGAAAGAUAAAGUGAGGGUAGUUGUUUCUGUGGGCUAGAAGGGUCAAAUUCACAAGCCAGUGUUCUGUGGCUUUUGGUAGAAAGCUUUCAGGCAAGGCUUGGCCUGUGUGAGAUUCACUAGAUUGUUUGUGCCUGGAGGGAACAAGGUCCCCUCCCUAGGAGGAUGAAGUGGGAGAUGAGAUCCCCUGUGCUCCUGAAGGAUCAGAUACUUGCCUCUGCUGUCCCAGGGAGAUGUUGCUGGUGUGCACCCAGGACCUGUCACUUAAAGCCAUUGAGCAUUUCUGGCUCACAUUAGCUGUGUGAGGUUUCUUCAGGGCUGACACUUGCUUCCCUGCUGUGAAAGCUGAAGCCUGCUGUCCAGGAGGGUUUGUGAUAUGCUGUGGAAACAGUUGGUUAUGCUGAGCUUUAGAAUCUGGGAAUAUGUUUAGAAAAAAAAGACUAAAUUAAUGUAUGUCCCUUUUUUUCUCCCAGUUGCACCUGUGUCUGUCUGUGUACUUUGUGAUGUUGAUUCUUCAAAACUGGACAUAAACAUCUCUCAGCUUGGAAACCAAAAGUAUUUUGUGCCUACUGUCAAAACUAAAUAAAUACAAGAUGAAACUUACGCUUGAAUUUGUUUUUGUAGUGGGCCCCACCAUGAUCGAAGUUGUGUUUACAACCAGAGCAACAUAGUAGAUGGAGUUUACUGCCUCCCAAUAGCACACUGGAUUGAAGUCUCUGGACAUACUGAUGAGAUGAAACACACAACUGAUUUCUAUUUUAAUAUUGCAGGACAUCAAGCUAUCCAUUACUCCAGGAUUCUGCCAAACAUCUGGCUGGGAAGUUGCCCUCGGCAGCUGGAGCACGUGACAAUCAAGCUGAAGCAUGAGCUGGGAGUUACAGCUGUGAUGAACUUCCAGACUGAAUCUGACAUUGUUCAAAAUUCCUGGGGCUGCAACCGCUACCCAGAACCCAUGAGCCCCGAAAUCCUCAUGAAACUGUAUAAGGAAGAAGGUCUUGCCUAUGUCUGGCUGCCAACUGCAGACAUGAGCACUGAAGGAAGAAUACAGAUGUUGCCACAAGCUGUCUGCCUCCUGCACGGGCUGCUGCAGAACGGGCACACUGUGUAUGUUCACUGCAAUGCCGGUGUUGGCAGGUCCACAGCUGCUGUCAGCGGCUGGCUGAAGUACGUGAUGGGCUGGAGCCUGCGCAAAGUGCAGUACUUCCUGGCUGCCCGGAGACCAGCUGUCUACAUAGACGAGGAAGCUCUCAAUCGUGCUGAAGAUGAUUUCUACCAGAAGUUUGGGCAUCUUCGUUCCUCAUACCAAAUACAAGAGUAGAAAAGCAGAAGAUGGAAAGGAAUGUGAAGAGGAGAAUCCUUACAUUUCAACCCCAAGGACUUAAAAAUUUCUGUGACUCAGGCACCCACCUCACCUCUUCAGAUUAUAAACUUCUUGUGAAAGUGAUGAGAAUUUUGUUUAAAAUGUGCCUUGGAGUGUUUUUUUAUUUGCCUUCUUUAAGCAUGACAUGAUUCCUGUUUUCAAGCCUUUCAGUGCAAUUAUGAGACCUACAAACUCUGCAAAGUUUAACUACUUGCCUACAGGAACUGUGAUUUUGGGUAGACACUAAAUAAAAUGUGAAGUGAAAUAGAGUUGGCAAUAUUUCAGUGACAAGGAAAAAAAUACUAAGAUUGACUGGAUUAAGGUUCAGAUUAGGAUGGAGCAGAGCACCACCAAAGAUGCUCAGUUAUUUUAAGCGGCUAUUAGAUUGUUGCAGUAUUUUGUAGUAAUUCUGUAGUCAACUAGUAUUGAUGAGAAAGACCAGAAAGAAAUUGGUUCUUCAACUCAGUGUUUAAAGACAUAAAGCUAAUGUCUAAUGAACUAAGAUUUGCUCUUUGUCCAUCUAGUUAAUGUUAAAUGAGCUCCAGCUGUAUUCAUUUAUGACGCUGGGGUUAUGCUGGGCUGCCUUGCUUUGUUGUGGGGCAGGACCACUAUUUGUUACAUUAUCCUAGGAUGUGGAUUGAAGCUGCAUUUUGCUCCUCUGGUCCAUGCAGUGUUGAACAGGAGCUCCCUUAGGUCAGUCUGAGCAGUAACUGCUGGGGUAAGACAGGACCUAUAGGAAUUGUGUGAUAAGCAAUGUGCACGGCUGGCACUGCAGCCUCUGGGCUGUUGACCUACUUUAGUAUCUUCAAUACAGCAAAAGCCUCUCCUUGUGCAAGCAGUGGGUGUGUGUUAUGUUCAGCUGAUUGAAGCUAAUGCUGGGCUGUCUCUGGGCUGAAUGGAUACAUUCCUCAUAGGAACAAAGAGCAACUCUGCAGAGGAUGGUUUGAUGGUUUCUCAGGAGCUUAGCCUCAGUGUUAGCUUUGUGGAUGAUCCCUAAUGUUUUCCAUUACUGCUUGGUCCCUUAGCUAAACUAAGCAGUGGCACCAAUAGCUUCCAGUCCUGCUCAGAUAAAAUCAAUUUGCUGUAGGUUGAAUUCAAGAGAGAAGAGAGGAUUAAGGAUGCAUAAACAUUAAGAAACAUGAUUUCUAUAGGUUUAUUCUUCAGUGAAAUCUCAUUUUUUCCAGCCAACUUGUUCCUCUAAAGAUGCAGUCAGUGACAGAGUAGUGUAAGUACUAAAUAUUGAUUUUCUGAAUACUUAACAGACAAACUAUUAGAUAUGAACUGUUUAUAAAGAAUGUAGAAAAUAAUGUUUUAUUUAUCCUAUACUUCAAUCAUCUUAAGAAUAAAAAUGUUUAUUUAAGUUAUUCUGUGUGUGGUUUUGAUCAUGACUUCUUUUCUGAUUUUUCGAAAUAGCACUGCCUGUUUAGAAAAUGGAUGAGAAAAGUUCUCUGUUAAAUAAAGACAAAAUGACUAUUCCAGCA